GUCUGAUCCGGAGAAGGCUCUGUUGAAGAAGCUCUUUACCGGCUACAACCUGAAAGUGCGGCCAGCAUCCAGGCCUGAGGAGAGGGUGGUGGUUCGUGUGGGUAUGGUCCUGUCCUCCUUCGUUGGACUGGUGAGGCCCGACACUUCCGUAUAGUCACUCGCGUGCAUGAAAACAAAACAGUGGCAGGUGUGCAGGAUGUGACCAGAAACGAAGCAUGUCCACCAUCCAGCAGCGCUACAACCCGCUAAAGUUCAAAGCAUUUUGUCCAUUUCCAAAAGGAAUACAAACCAUGAUGUGUUUUCUCACCUUUUCUAAACUGCUUUACUCUUACCAGUCCAGUGGUACGGCAGAUUUCUGCAACAAACAAGACCGAUGAAAAGGAAUCUUGAAACUUAUUUUUGGUUCAGUCAUAUUUCUUAUCCCUUUGCAGUCUAAACACUUUUAUCUCCUGUGUAUCUCCUAUUUUAUGGGUGUAAAUACUGUAACUUAUCCAGAGAAACCUGGGUUGCUAAGCCUCUCACGAUGUUUGUGUUGGAUGAUGAAAGGAUAUUAAAAAACACAACAUUUAAAUUCAGAACAGUGAAUACGUCUCUGAGCCUGAAUUGACCCUUGCUAGUAAAUAAGGUUUUUACGGUGCCGACUGAGCUGCUGUCUCUGUGUAACAGUUAUGCACACACAUAAAUAAACAAAAACAGCACACACGCCAGGUCACAGCCUUCUUCUUCGGCGCACUCAUGGGCACGUAUUCACACAGUGUCGCAUUUACAUAGAGGACUAUGGCGAGCGCGCUCCUUACACCUCCGCUCAAGGUCACUGUCCCUCAGGAGAGGACGUCACGUGGGACCUUUUAAGUUCUGGAGUGGAACCAUCUUGAAAACUGACCCACUUUGAUGCGCUGUCCUUCAUCUGCCUUGAACUAGUCAGCUGGAUAACAGCAGUAACAUGAAAAAUGAAGAAAUGAGCACCAUUGUUGUCAUGAAUCUGGAGUGGACGGAUCAUCGGUUGUCAUGGAAACGCAAGGAGCACGAUGGCAUUGAGGUGAUGCGUAUCCCCGCCGGGAAAGUUUGGCUGCCUGACAUAGUCCUCAUAAAUAAUAAUGACGGGGUGUUUGAUGUGGCACUGCAUGUCCAUGUCCAGGCUUAUAGUAAUGGCAGAGUAACCUGGACCCCCCCAGCACUCUACUGCAGCUCUUGUGGCGUUAAGGUAACAUACUUCCCAUUUGACUGGCAGAACUGCACCAUGCAGUUCCGCUCCUACACGUACGACUCGACAGAGAUCGAUGUGCAGUAUGCAUUGGACUCGAAGGGAAACGAGAUCAGGGAGAUCCAACUAGACGAGGCUUACACUGAGGGCGGCGAGUGGACCAUCAAACACAAGCCGUGCAGGAAGAACAUGAACGACGAUCAAUACGAAGACAUGACCUUCUACCUCAUCAUAGAGAGGAAGCCCCUUUACUACGUCUUGAACAUCAUCCUCCCCUGCAUCCUCAUUACCAUCAUCGCCAUCUUUAACUUCUAUCUGCCUCCUGACGCAGGAGAAAAGAUGGGUCUGUCAAUCAACGUGUUGCUCACGCUUACCGUGUUCCUGCUGCUGCUGGCCGAUAAGAUCCCAGAGACGUCGCUGGGGGUCCCUAUCAUUGUCAACUACAUCAUGUUCACCAUGAUCCUGGUCACAUUUUCUGUCAUCCUCAGCGUGGUCGUCCUAAACCUGCACCACCGCUCACCCAGCACCCACAGGAUGCCCAUGUGGGUCCGUAAGAUCUUCAUCCACCUGCUGCCUCCUUACCUGUACAUGCUGAGGCCAAAAGUAGAGACUCCCCUGUCCCUGGAGUUAAUGCCCCGUCGAGAGAAAAAGGUGUUCACCAUCAGCAAGGUGGCGGAUGAGUACUUCAUCCGUAAGCCCGACUCCUCCAUCUUGUUCCCGAAGCCCAACAGGUUCCAGCCGGAGGGCAUGUGCACGGAUCUGAGGAAGUUCAUUGACGGCCCCAGCAGCUACCUCACGCUUCCCGACGAGCUGAAGUCGGCCAUCGAUGCCAUCACCUUCAUUGCCGAGGCCCUGCAGGCGGAGAAGGACUUUGAGGCGCUGAGGGAGGACUGGCAGUAUGUGGCCAUGGUGGUGGACCGCAUGUUCCUCUGGAUCUUCGUCAUCUUCACCACUGUGGGCACCUUGGCCAUCUUUGCUGAUGCUAGCUUCCACCGCACACCCACUGAUCCCUUCAAAGCCUCCUGAAGCAGUGAGACAUUGUGCUUCUAGAGCUAUACCCAUCCCGAUUCCCCACCAACAGGGGAGAUGAUUCACUGUAUUCAACUACCAAAACGUCCCCUGGGUAUAGCUCCGCAUAAUCUAACAAUUUGGAAACCCCAAACUUUAGAGCAGGCUAGACUAAAUCUAAACUCGGAUCCUCAUAUGUGUAAAUCUGGGAUCACACACUGCUCCUUUUCUUUACUUUCUGUGACUGGGAAUCCUGAGAUGAGUAUUUGCCUUUUUAAGAAUACAGUUUCAACUGUUGUAAUACAUCAGUCUCGGCAAUCAGGGAUGCAAAAUCGGUGAUUUCAAACUCAGACGUUUCGGAAGCCCGUUAGAGCACGAGUUCUGUGCAACCAGUUAGUUUUGUGUGUCUUUUGUUAUCUGACCUUGUUGUUGUUUGACCAGGUGAGCUUUUUUAUUGUACCCUGUCAUGAAAGUCUUUUUUGCAUUUAACCUGAAUUUGUAAUCAGCAGCACCCUGUGGUUGUGAAGGGAAAGCCACUGUGGAAGUGCCUUAAACCUGUAUUCUUUACAUAGAAGUCUAUGAGAAAAGGACCAUUCACUCCCUUUAUUGUACCAGUAAACAGGAGUUUAUGGUCUCAAUCUCACCGUUCAUUUAGUAUAUUAAUUACCAUUUAGAAACAAAUCGACAAUAAGGCUUACUGUGCCUAGAGAUAUAGAUACGGAAUGCUUUAGGGCGUAGCUACCAUGCAAUUGACAGGUCAACACAGCCGAACGCGGGAAGUCGAGGUGACCGCAUCCCCUUUUUGGAUACAGGCUAUGAAUUGGGAGUAAAUAUAGCUGAAUGUUGAGAUUAGCUCAGCAGCUUCUCGGCCUCAGUGUUGUUAUCUUAAGUCCUAACCAUAUUUCUUAAUGUUAUCUAUUGGUGUAAAUCCUCUACUAAAGAAUAUCCAAACUGCAUAAAGUGUAAAAAGUAAUUGCAUGGUGUUGGUGCACCUGGCAUGUGUGUAGAUCCCCGCUACUCGUGGGUGAAUUUUUGUCUUUGCUAGAGUAGGAAUCUUGGUCCGGGUGUGGAUCCAGAGUUGGAUACGGGGUGUUCACACAUAAACACCAAGACCAACCAGAUGCUAUAAUGGACAGGCUGUAUGCCUUUCAUUUCCCUCUGUCAGAAUGUGCCAGAGUGUGGCACAUGGAUAUUUCUGCAGCCAUAGUAAUCCUCUUUGUAUUUUCGGCACCAACGUGUGUGUGUGUGUGUGUGUUUGUGCAUGCGUUUGCAUGGAGGCUAUUCUCAUGUCGGAGUUUACCAGCUGCACCAAUAGCUGCUGGAAUUCCCAUUAUAUAGGAGACCUGCACCUCACAGUCUCUCGCCUUCCCAGACACACACGGCAUGCAGCCGUUUUAAUCCCACACGACAUAAACAUAAACAUAAACCUGCCCUUUGAAUCUUUUGUCUCAUUUAGUGUCUGUUUUUUUUUUUAAAUAAAGAUCUGAAGAGAAGGUAUCAAAGGCUCCGUCUGUU
Pungitius pungitius (ninespine stickleback) is the source of this 3727-nucleotide messenger RNA. RefSeq names its product cholinergic receptor, nicotinic, beta 1 (muscle) (gene chrnb1). The transcript is spliced from 10 exons. Gene Ontology annotation, cellular component: synapse; plasma membrane; postsynaptic membrane. Lineage: Eukaryota; Metazoa; Chordata; Actinopteri; Perciformes; Gasterosteidae. Gene Ontology annotation, molecular function: acetylcholine-gated monoatomic cation-selective channel activity; transmembrane signaling receptor activity. The coding region runs from base 944 to 2230 and encodes 428 amino acids. Gene Ontology annotation, biological process: signal transduction; monoatomic ion transmembrane transport; nervous system process. The record is from RefSeq and is a predicted model, not a curated record.